UCCUUCCUUUACUUUUAUUUCUCUCCGCCUAGGACCUGUUACGCAAUAUCAUCUUGUCAACACCAACGGCUUGCUCUGAAUGAACAGUUAUGAAUCUGGCAUCACGCUGGCUCACUGUCUGAUCAACACGCUGCAUAUUUCUUGUUCUUGCUCAGUAUUCCCCUGAACCCAGACCAGUGGCCUGCUGGAGUACCACAAGGAGAAAAUCUAGCCCAGAAUGGAGGCGGCAGAGGAAGUUGAGGGCGGGCUGGACGAGCGUCUUAGGAAUUUGAUUCUGAGCAACGCCUCCGGUAGAGGAGUCGACAGCGUGGACAACGAUCAAUCGCACACAGGGCCCCCUGGAACAGGUUCUGAUCGGCCUUUAACAGUCCCGGAAGUUGAGGACAAAUCGGGGCCAGCAGCCCCCAAAGGCGCCAGGAAGCGCCCCAACCAGGCGCAACGGCGGCAAAUGUCUGCCCAACUUUCCUUGCCGAUCGAUUCGCGCUCUCCUCGACCACUUCAUUCAGCACGAUCCUAUGCAAGCACCCCAGGAUAUCCGGGCCAACAGUAUACCUCAGGCGGCCAUCACGGCACCCAACGUCCGCACUCGGCAACGUUUGGACCUUCAAACCCACCAUUCACGGGCAUGCCGUUUUCGUCUCAGGCUCGGCAUUACCAAUCUCUAUCGUACAACGGGCCGAUAGGUUCUUUAGGGGACUGGAGGCAACCUCAGCCCCAAGGAAUAACGGGUCCUUCCCAUGGGCCCCUUUACGAGCCAAUGACUCCGCGGAGUGGAAACCCUGCCUCUCAUAACCCUGGUCGACAGUAUCAUGUUCGCCCUGAGGACCUGGAAGUUCAGACUUCUUUGCUCGAAAAUCUGUGCAAUACCAUUAUCGCGGGUGCCGAAAUCGAAGCAGCCGAAAUCGCCGAGAAAGAGGUCUUCCGAUCCCGGAUCGAACAAGUCUGCCGUGAGGUGAUAUCGCAGUAUGAAAGGGAACAGAACGGACGAUCUGACUUCCCCGCAGAGAGUGUGCAGUUGAGGUGCUUUGGCAGCCUUUCGUCUGGAUUUGCUACGAAAGCUGCCGAUCUGGACCUCGGCCUCUUGUCACCGCUCUCCCCCUUACAGCCCGAUGCACCAGGUUCUCCAAUCCCCAGGAUGAUGGAGAAGGCCCUUUUGGAUCUGGGAUUGGGCGCUCGCCUCCUUACCCGAACCCGGGUACCGAUCAUCAAACUCUGCGAAAAGCCGCCUGAAAAGCUAAUGCACGACCUCCUUGAAGAGCGGCUGAAGUGGGAGAAAGAUCUUCCAGAUGACCCUGAUGGGGACGAGGAGCCUCACGACGAACCAGCCCUAAGCCCGGUAGAGGCAGGGGCUUUGACCGACAGCAAGCGGCAGGGCCAUAUCUCGAAAGAGUCCGACGUUUGCCAGGGGAGCAGUAGCACCUACGAGCAAAAGCUUGCGACGCUCAGGCAGUCCAAGAACCAGCGCCUACCCGCCUAUUUCGGCCUUGCCAAGGGCAUGCUGCGCAAACUCGGGGGUCGAGAUCUCACACACUCGAACAUGGCGGAUUUCACGCCAAAGGACUACAAGCUCCUGAACGAUGUCUCGCUUGCUCUUGUCGAUGGCCUUGCUGAUGAGGAACUGAAGAAGCGAUUGACAGCCUAUCGAUCCCUGUCCACGUACAGUCUCAGGUCUCAGUCCCAGCAUCGCUCACUCCUCGGAGUGUGUACACAGGUCGAGGCCGAGAAAAUGGCCAUGAUGUGGUUCUCUAGGUUGCUCCCUGAGAAGGACGAGUACCUGGAGCAACAAGCGCAGAGGUGGGUGCAAUUCUGGCUAGAUCUCCAGAACAAGCCCACAUUUGGUGCCGACCCCUUGGGAUACAACAAGGAACUACACUUGGCCGCCGAACAGUUGAAGAAGAUUGCCUCGAUUCAGAUUCUGCUUCUUCAACAAGGCCAACACGAGUCGGCUACCCUCUACCACUCUAGAGCGUCGGGGCUCAUGCUUGAACUGGGAGGGCAUGACAGGCCAAACCACACCGACGAGGUGCGGACUAUUGUCAUCCAGCAGUAUAUCUCAGGCAUAUACAGUACCGAGAUUCGCGAAAAAAUUGAAGCAUUUGCGAAGUCGGAGGGAGCCGAUACGCUCAGGAUCAUCGCGAGACGGCAUAAGAGUCUACAACUAGCCCAUGAGUUCGAGAGGGCAGUCGAGAAGGGUCUAUAUGACGAGUCAAGCAAGGCGGACAUUGAGGCCUACACGGCCAUCCUACAGGGCCCAAUGCAAAGGCCUCCCACGUCUGACAUGCAGCUUGACUUGGUUGUCCCUGCGACCCCUGAAACGGCACCGCUCAUCGGCAGGAUACGCCGGCUAACCGACCCUUCAACCUUGGCGCCGAAUCAGCCUCGAGACCCUUACAGAGACCCCCUCAAUAUCCCAAAGACUGGCGCCGGGGUACAGUGUGAUAUCAAUUUCUCGGCACACCUCGCGUUGCAGAAUACCCUUUUACUGCGGUGUUAUGCCCACAGCGACCCCCGUGUCAGGCCCCUUGUUCUCUUUGUCAAACACUGGGCGAAGCUCCGCGGGAUCAACUCGCCGUAUCGAGGCACCCUGAGCAGCUAUGGAUUCGCCCUUAUGGUGUUGCAUUACCUGGUCAAUGUCGCGCAGCCUUUCGUCUGCCCAAAUCUACAGCUGCUUGCCCGUCCUCCAGGCCCGCUCCUCACUUCCCAACAAGUCGAGGAGACUGUCACGUGCAGGGGGAGGAACGUCCAAUUUUGGCGGGACGAGGCAGAGAUACAACGACUUGCUCGCGAUAACAUGCUUACUCAGAAUCGCGAUUCGAUUGGUCACCUACUCCGCGGGUUCUUUGAGUAUUAUGCGCAGAGCAACGCCAUGAGUACCGUGCAUUGCCGCGGUUUUGAUUGGGGCCGUGACGUCCUUAGCUUGCGCACUCCCGGUGGCCUCCUUACCAAGAAUGCGAAGGGCUGGACUGGCGCGAAGACUGUCGUCGAGGUCGGCACCAUUGCUGCACCUCCUGGUUCGGCUACCUCGCCUUCCGAACCGACCCACAAGCCAGCCGCAGACGCCACGGACUCGUCCACCCAGGUGCCAUCUCCGGCAAUGCAUGGCCAGACCACUCGUGAGUUUAAGGAGGUUCGUCAUCGAUUCUUGUUCGCCAUCGAAGACCCCUUCGAGCAUGAGCACAACGUCGCUCGUACUGUCACCCACAACGGCAUUGUGGCGAUUCGCGACGAGUUCCGACGCGCAUGGCGCAUCAUCAAGACGGCCACCAAGAGGGGAGGGUUUCAAGAGGAGCUACUGCAGGAUAUCGCAGCUACUGAGCAGGACAGGGAGAGGGAUCAGUUUUCUGACCUCCUCCAAGACUUACACGGCCGUUCAGUGUUUGGUUAACCUUGAUCAAGAAGGGCGCUAGCGGGGAGGAAUGUUAGGGGUCAUCCGAUGGUGGACUACCUAAACGUCCUGGAUGCAAGCAAUACCGUCACUGGCCAACGGUCAAGGUGUGGCUGGCCCAGGCUGC
Molecule: messenger RNA, 3512 nt
Organism: Phialemonium atrogriseum
Lineage: Eukaryota; Fungi; Ascomycota; Sordariomycetes; Cephalothecales; Cephalothecaceae
Product: Poly(A) RNA polymerase protein cid1
Exons: 1
Coding region: 218-3385 (1055 amino acids)
Biological process (GO): RNA 3'-end processing
Molecular function (GO): RNA uridylyltransferase activity
Source: RefSeq, a predicted model, not a curated record